UGUUCCUUUUCCGGUAGUCUAAUCGAAGACGGCAGUUUGCGGGGAAAAGAUGAAACAGCUUGCGUAUGACAACCUCACCUGAGCCAAUGGCGAUCUUGACCACUUGUUGUAGAAGAUCUGUCCGAGACGGAAGCUUCAUUGCGGGGAUAUAUACUUUGGUGCUCUACAUGGCUGUUGUCAUAGUUGGUACGUUUUAUCUCAACUCAUUGUUGGAACCAGCAUUACUAGGAGUCACGCUUCUUAGUGUCGUGUUGGCUGGAUUUUGUGUGGUAACUUCAGUAAUCCUUAUCGUUGGAGUCUGUGUGGACAGUAAAGGCAUGCUUCUUCCGUGGGUUACUACCGUAUCCUGUACCACAGCAAUAGACAUCGUCCUCGCUGUGUACCUAUUGAAAGACGUAGUUGAAAUGCCUUACCUUGGGGGCCUUUUUAUCAUCGAUUCUCUGCUUGCUUGCGUGAAUGUGUACUGCUUACUUUGUGUGAUUUCCCAGUAUCAAGAAUACCGAGCAGGAAGAGGUCGCCCGGAGGACAAUUUCUGACGUGAUACUGAUUUAAAGGAGCAUGUGGACUUACCUGUGAUAACAUCUUUUUUAAAUAUUUGGAGUAAUAAUUUGAAUUUUUGA
Messenger RNA from Limulus polyphemus (Atlantic horseshoe crab), 620 nucleotides. RefSeq lists its product as uncharacterized. NCBI's taxonomy places the organism in Eukaryota, Metazoa, Arthropoda, Merostomata, Xiphosura, Limulidae. Bases 66 to 536 code for a protein of 156 amino acids. The record is from RefSeq and is a predicted model, not a curated record. The transcript is spliced from 6 exons.